Notothenia coriiceps (black rockcod) is the source of this 1041-nucleotide messenger RNA. RefSeq names its product ephrin type-A receptor 4a-like. The transcript has 7 exons. Gene Ontology annotation, molecular function: ATP binding; transmembrane-ephrin receptor activity. The record is from RefSeq and is a predicted model, not a curated record. Lineage: Eukaryota; Metazoa; Chordata; Actinopteri; Perciformes; Nototheniidae. Gene Ontology annotation, biological process: axon guidance; protein phosphorylation; ephrin receptor signaling pathway. Bases 1 to 1041 code for a protein of 346 amino acids. Gene Ontology annotation, cellular component: plasma membrane; dendrite.
AUGUAUGUGUUCCCGUUCCCUGGAAUAAAGACCUAUGUGGACCCUGACACGUAUGAGGACCCCACGCAGGCCGUCCACGAGUUCACCAAGGAGAUCGACCCCUCCAGGAUCCGCAUCGAGAGGGUGAUCGGAGCCGGUGAGUUUGGCGAGGUGUGCAGCGGGCGCCUCAGAACCCCAGGGAAAAAGGAAAUCGCCGUGGCGAUAAAGACCCUGAAGGGCGGCUAUGUGGAACGUCAGAGGCGGGACUUCCUGCGCGAGGCGUCAAUCAUGGGCCAGUUUGACCACCCCAACAUCAUCAGGCUGGAGGGGGUGGUUACCAAAAGCAGGCCUGUGAUGAUUGUGGUGGAGUACGUGGAAAAUGGAUCACUGGACUCGUUUCUGAGGCAACACGACGGUCACUUCACUGUCAUCCAGCUGGUUGGCAUGCUGCGUGGCAUCGCCUCGGGCAUGAAGUAUCUGUCUGACAUGGGCUACGUUCACCGAGACCUGGCAGCUCGAAACAUCCUUGUCAACAGCAACCUGGUGUGUAAAGUGUCAGACUUCGGCCUGUCCCGAGUUCUGGAGGACGACCCGGAAGCUGCUUACACCACCACGGGUGGUAAGAUCCCCAUCCGGUGGACAGCUCCCGAGGCCAUCUCAUACAGGAAGUUCUCCUCAGCAAGCGACGCGUGGAGUUAUGGCAUUGUCAUGUGGGAAGUAAUGUCAUACGGGGAGCGGCCAUACUGGGAGAUGUCCAAUCAGGAUGUGAGUACUGUUGACAUCACAAUGGUUGUCUCCCUACCUCGGAGAGAGAGGAGGGGUGCAACAGAAAUGCUGGGGAGAUAUACCAAAAGGAUGAAAAGGGAGAGGGAGAGGGAAAGGAAAAGAGCAUUCAAGGUCAGAGGUUCAGAGGACAUGGUUCUGAUAGAGGGGGAGUUUAAAGCUGUGGAUUCAGUGUGGCUGAGCAACCCGCUGAUCCCAGGGCUGUGGUCAGGGAUUGAAGGGGCCAUGGAGGAAGCAGAUCCAUCCCUCUCUCCGCUGAGUAUGAAAGCUCCACCGUAA